This is a messenger RNA of Paracoccidioides lutzii Pb01, 372 nucleotides long. RefSeq lists its product as hypothetical. The transcript is spliced from 3 exons. The record is from RefSeq and is a predicted model, not a curated record. The coding region runs from base 1 to 372 and encodes 123 amino acids.
AUGUUCCCCUCUUACGCAUCUCUCUCCAACGAGCCGAUCCGCGACGUGGAUCUGACAAGUUCGCUGUAUACCAAUAUGGACACACAUAUCCCAUCCCACGAAGGAUGCCUCCUGGCUCUUGCAGCGACAGUUGCAGUUCUCGCAGCUUAUUUCAACGUGGAAAAUGCCAGAAUUACCCAAUACAUCAUUGCCUCGGUUCUGUUCGCCGUUGGAACCUCUAUCACUCAGCUGAAGUGGCUGUGGUUAAAAGGUACGAGACGCUUGCAAGAUUUACAGCUUUUGAUGAUGCUGGUCGAGGCCCUUUGGGUCUCUUCAUUUGGUCUUUUACCUUCGUGGAGGGUGAGCCUAUAUGUCAGUGACGCUCUCGACUAA